Molecule: messenger RNA, 3254 nt
Organism: Venturia canescens
Lineage: Eukaryota; Metazoa; Arthropoda; Insecta; Hymenoptera; Ichneumonidae
Gene: Pak3
Product: p21 (RAC1) activated kinase 3
Exons: 1
Coding region: 731-2263 (510 amino acids)
Biological process (GO): protein phosphorylation; regulation of axonogenesis; intracellular signal transduction
Cellular component (GO): cytoplasm
Molecular function (GO): ATP binding; protein serine/threonine kinase activity
Source: RefSeq, a predicted model, not a curated record
UAUGCUAAUAACAAUAGUAUGAAAUGAAAAACAUUUGUCAUCAUCAGUAAUUGGGUUUUGGUGCAGUGCAAAAUGUAGGAAUCCAUACGAAAUUAUUUGAUACAAUUUGCAAUGAACAUAUCAGUUUAAUUUCAUUGCUGAAAAUAAUUUUUAUAUCAAAAUUUGCAAUGGAUAUGUGACGCAUUUUGUACCUGCAGAUUUCGAACAGUCCGGAUAUCGAGUUGUUUUACUGAUUGCACCCGAAUCUGUGCGCGAAACUCCACACGAGCAUAUAUACACGUAUAAACAAAGGUACAACGAGCGUCUGUUCACAUGUUGCGAGUGUGAGUUAAAUAGCACAUGGGCGUGAAAAGAAAUCGUUUGUUGGACAAGUGUAAUCAGUGUGACGUUCAAUUCAAGUGUGUACAGCCACCCUCAAUAAUUUGCAAUUCGACCGACAUUGAGAGGAUUACAGAAUAAAUCAGUAUAAUACUGCGAUGAGUAGGCGUGAGAAAACAAUAGCAGUUCCGGGAAUGUAAUAUUUAAGGACGAAUGAUAAGAGAGAUUGGAGGAGGUGAUAAUAAAAAGAUCGAAAGCUGAUUAAAUAUUUCUUAUACCUCGGAGUAACGCCCAUUCACAAUAUUCUUCAAUCGUACGUACCUCUUCGAGAGGUUUUGCAUCUAAAACGGCGAAAGUGAAGAAAAAAAAACAAUCACAACGUACCGACACAGGAGCGGGGAUUCGCGCGAAGAUGAGUCUAAGCAUAUCAAAAUUUUUCUCCAAGAAAAACAAAAAUACUACUCCCGAUCACGUAGUCGUGGGAGAAAUAGGAUUGCCCACAAAUGUUUCCCAUCAAUUUCACGUUAGUAAAAAUCAAGAGACUGGCCAAUUGGAAGGUCUUCCUGACCCUUGGAUACGUCUUCUGAAUACUCAAAUCACCAAAUCCGAACAAGAUUCACAUCCUCAUGCGGCCUUACAAGCUAUAAAAUUUUACAAUUAUUCUAUCAAACGAAAGCCUCAGGAAGAAGUUUGUAAACCUUUUGUUACCGAAGAUCUCAUAGAAGAGGAGUCGCAAGAAAUUGACAAGAUAUUAACAAAGAAGAAAUAUGCAUCGAGAGAAAGUGACGGAUCUAUGUCUGCUAGUUCCACCGAUAGUCAAACUCACAGACUGCCGGAGUUACCUCCAAAAAUGGGCAAGCCAUCGAAACCUCCUCCAAGGCGAUACAUCGAACGAGUAGAAAAGACACUCACCGAAGUGCUGGAAGAUCUUGACGCUUGUCAAUUAGAGGUAGAAAUUGCCUGUGAAGAAGAAAGGAAUCGUGAAAAAGAGCGAGCUGAAGAAACAGAAAGUCCUGUGUUGAGAAGAAAGACAGAAUCACAUGUAGCAAGAUUAAGCGACGAGGAAGUUUUUGAUGAGCUCGGAAGAAUAUGUCAACGCGGCAAUCCAAAUGAAAGAUUUGUUAGAAGCAAAGAAGUUGGAGCAGGUGCAUCGGGAACAGUUUUCAUAGCCACGGAUUCUCUGAACGAUCAAAAAGUUGCAAUCAAAGAUAUUGAUAUGUCCAAACAACCAAAAAAAGAAUUGAUACUUACAGAGAUUAAAGUACUCAAAGAAUUCCGCCAUCCUAACCUUGUCAAUUUUCUCGAUGCUUAUCUAGUGGAUGAGCAUCUUUGGGUUGUGAUGGAGUUGUUGCAAGGAGGGCCAUUGACGGAUGUGGUGACGGAAACUGUUAUGAAAGAAGCACAAAUUGCCGCUGUUUGUAGAGAAGUUCUUAAAGCCAUCAGUUUUCUCCAUGGAAAAGGCAUUAUUCAUCGGGAUGUUAAAAGUGAUAAUGUUCUGUUGGGCAUGAAUGGAGCUGUCAAGGUUACCGACUUUGGAUUUUGCGCAAAUAUUGAUGGUGAUGAAAAAAGACAGACCAUGGUAGGCACUCCGUACUGGAUGGCACCAGAAGUUGUAACCAGGAAACGGUAUGGGAAAAAAGUUGACAUCUGGUCUCUCGGGAUAAUGGCUAUUGAAAUGAUCGAAGGGGAACCACCUUAUCUGAAAGAAACACCGCUCAGAGCUCUCUACCUCAUUGCUGCUAUUGGAAAACCAUCAGUACCACGCUGGGAAAGUCUUAGUCCAAAUUUUCAACACUUCUUGGAAAGUUGUCUCGCUGUCGAAGUUGAUGAAAGAGCUACCGCGGAAGAACUAUUGGAACAUCCAUUUCUUCAGAAUUGUGCUGAGCUUUCGACAUUGACACCCCUCAUAAGGGCUGCACAAAAGAUACUGCACAAAGCUUUCUAGUGUUUCUGUUUCUGAAGAUGGUAUUUUCGUACUGGGUCUUGUUCAGUGUCAAAAAGUAACUUUCAACAUAAUUCAAUAUGAAGAUCAAUUCAUUGGGAAGCAUCAAAAUUGUGUUGAAAUACAAUAGUUCAAACACAAUCUGUGCAACAUUGCUUCGUUAUACAUUUCCGCCUUAGUGCAUACGCAUGAAUCUGUAAAGGUUCAAUGCACGCGCCACAAUUCCAAAAUAACUACAUAUUAGUGAUACAAGUUGAUUUUCACACGCCAAGAGUUUUCUCUGUAAUUUUUAUGAUGCGAUUUACACCCAAUUUUGUAACAAUUUACAUAGACAAUGGUUAUUUUGUGCAAAGACUAUAAGCUUGAGUAAAGAAUUCUAUAUUUUGGUGGAAUUCGUGAAAGAAAUUAAAAAAAAAAAAAAAAAAAACAAAUUAAACCAAGUGCCAAAUGAAUGAUUUUAAGAAAUUUUACGUCGAUAAUUGCAAAACAUGUAUUUUUGAAGCGUAGCAUGUCAUUCAUACAGUUGUAGUUUUAUAAUCGAAAAUGGUUUCUAAAUUCAACUAGUGGUCGGAUGAUAAAUAUUUUUGCUUUUACGUACCAUGACGAAAAACAGAGGAAAAAUAUAUUUAUUGUCAAUUUGAGAUUAAAGUGCUGCUUAAAGAAUACUGACCAACUGUAAUGAAACGUUUCAAGGAGGGAGUAUUUAUAAAGAUAGGACCAAAUAAAAAAAAGUCUCUGAUCUCAGAGACUUUUUUUUAUAUAAAAGUGUAUCUACACUUUUCGACAUUUUCGUAACCAAAAAUAAUUCGUAAACUUAUACACGGAUUUUUGACCAAAUCUAUUUCUUCUUUUUUUAAACGGAAACAGAAAUGGUGCCAACGAGCAAAAACCUGAAUGUUGUAUAUAUUAUUAUUAUUAUACUGUCGUGUAUUUGUAAAAAAGAGCAACGUUUGUAUUGAAAUAAUAUAAAUUUGCAACAUCACUUUAAAUUCAA